GAAAAACCCUCACCCUUGCUUGUUGAACCCAAGAGGCUUGCAGGUUGCAGCGAACACACGCAGCACGGAAAGGGGAAAAAAAAACCAAACCCUCUCGUCCUCCCCUUCCCCGCCCACCCCGGCCUCGCCGCCCCCUUCCCGUCGUUCACCGGCGGCGAAUUCAAGCUGACGAGCUCGCCACCGGGGGGGGGAUUUAGGAUUGGUUCGAUCUUGGCCGGCCAAGAAGUACAAGUUUCUUCGGGGGAUUAGCUUGUUCGCGAGGGGGAGGAGUUCGGUGGUGGAGCCUUCGCCUUCGUGAUGGCGGACACCAAGGCGGAGGCAAAGGCGGAAACUAUCGGCGGCGGCGGCGGCGGCUCUGGCUCGUUCAGCGAGCAGGCGUUUGUUGAGAAGCUUAACAAGCUCAACAACACGGCGACUAGGAUCCAGACACUUUCAAAUUGGUGCAUUUUUCACCGAAAGAGAGCCAGAAAGGUUGUUGAUACAUGGGAGAAGCAGUAUAACAGUGCAAAUAAGGAUAAGAAAGUAUCAUUCCUGUACCUGUCAAAUGAUAUCCUGCAAAAUAGUAAACGCAAGGGAGGGGAGUUUGUGAAUGAAUUUUGGAGGGUUCUUCCUGGAUUAUUGAAAGACUUUUAUGUCAAUGGGGGAGAAGAUGGAAAGAAAGUAGUUGGAAGAUUAAUAGAUAUUUGGGAUGAGCGGAAGGUCUUUGGAACCCGUAUUGAAAGUCUGAAAAAUGACAUUCUUGGUGGUAGCACUCAUACAAUGGGUAACAAUGUCAAUAGCUCAAAUCCAAGCCCUAACCCCUCUUCAGUUUCCAAAGCUGCGCGGAAAGAUUCUGGUACAGUAACAAGAAAACUUACUGUUGGCGGGAUGCCAGAAAAGAUUGUAACAGCAUAUCAGUCAGUGCUUGAUCAACAUUUUGAUGAAGACACAGCUUUAAACAAAUGCAAUAAUGCUGUUAGUGUUUUGGAUAGGAUGGAUAAAGAUGUAGAUGAUGCUUGUACUCAAGGUAUUCAGCAAGGAUCAUCGUUGAUUUCUGACCUUCAAGGGCAGGAAACAGUCCUUAAGCAGUGCAUUGAGCAACUUGAAAGUGUCAACAUGGCUAGAAUAACCCUAAUCAAUAAACUAAGAAAAGCCCUCGGCGAACAGGAAGCAAAGUCAGAGCUUCUUCGCAAUCAGUUGCUUGUGGCUCGAGCAAAGGCUGAACAUGCCAUGCAACUAAAACAACGACUUGGUAGUGCCUUGAACAAUGGUGCAGGAUCUAGUUCUAGUCCACUGAUGGUUACACUUCCACCAGGACAAACAGCUGCCAUGAUGCAGAAUUCAGCAGCAAUGCCGAUAUUUCCCCAGUUUCAACCACUGCAUCCAGCAACCUCACUUCCUGCCACAUCCAGUGCUGUUGGUGAUGAGCCCAAAAAAACUGCAGCAGCUAUGGCAGAUAAGCUUGCAUCUUUGUCAGCUCCUGAGAAGGUGCUCUCCUCCAUUUUCUCUUCCCUUGCUGCUGAACAAGCAAGGAAUAGUGGUUCGACUUCUGGAGAUCUUUCUGCAGGACCUCCAGGCUUUGAGAGCAAUAAGAAGCCUAGGCUUGACAACCCCAUUCAUGCUAGUGACAUGAGUGCUCCCCCAUUCUUUGGGCAACUGCCGCAGGUGCAACCACAGAUUGGAGCAACAGCUGCUCUUGGAGGCACACAGCCACCAACCCAAGCAAACCAAGCAGCUGGUUCAUUUCCACCACCUCCACCUCCAUUACCACUUAUGCCACAAUUUGUUCAAAAUACUGGAGGAAUGUUUGGAAUGGGACCUUUUGGGAUGGUGAGUGGCUCUGCGCCACCUCCACCCCCAUUGCCCAACAUUAUGUCAGCAGGUUUUCCAAGACUAAGUGUGCCUCCACCUCUGCCUCUGCCUACACAAUCUCAGAACCAGAGCCAGCCCCAGCAGCAGCAGUCUCCACAGGCACCACAGCAAUCGCCGACCUCGACUGGAUUUUUUCAACCACCAGGUGCUGGGUUCUUCCCACCAGUGCAGGUUCAGCAAUCUCCAUCUGCCCAACGGCAAUGAUGAUUCUACAACAAUUGUUGGGCUAUAAAGGAAGCACCUUGUGCUAACUUUGUAUAUUAAACAAUAAUCCCUGAGGAUUGAUCUGAUAGUUGGCGAGUCCUGCAUCGUGAAGCAGGAUUAAUGCUUAUGAAUUGGGAGGAUUUGUAGGAUAGGCUUGCGGCUUAUGUGAUGUACAACUGUUCCUUUUGGUCUGAGGAGUUUGUUCAACUCUUCUUGAUUAUGUGAAGUUAGUUAGACUUUACUUUUGUUUGCAUAGCCAGAUCUUAUUGUUAGUCCUGAGGCAAACAAAUGUCGGCAUUACAUUUGUUACUUAAAGAGGUGCCCAAGUGAAAGAACUUUUUUGGGCUCCUCAAUGGUAGAACUUACCUGUGGCUCUGUUAGUUUGCUAGAGAAGCCAUAUAUCCAUAGAUCCUUACUUGAAGUUGUGAACUGCAAAUAUUUGUCAUAUUCAAGUUUAUUUGUUUACUUAAUUUUUUA
This is a messenger RNA of Oryza sativa Japonica Group (Japanese rice), 2532 nucleotides long. Its product is annotated as UPF0400 protein C337.03. NCBI's taxonomy places the organism in Eukaryota, Viridiplantae, Streptophyta, Magnoliopsida, Poales, Poaceae. The record is from RefSeq and is a predicted model, not a curated record. Gene Ontology annotation, biological process: mRNA 3'-end processing. Gene Ontology annotation, molecular function: RNA polymerase II complex binding.